AUGGCGGUGUCUGGCUACCAGAAAUCACCAAAAUGGGUUUGCCCUGCCUACUCAUAUCAUAGACCCUUGGUUAUAUCAUCUGCCAGUGGGCUACCAUUUGCAAGUCUUAGAUAUGACCUUAACGACACAUCUCAGUUGUCCUCCACACCACUGCAGGUCCUGUUCUACCUCAACGGCUGGUAUUUUGCUGCCUACUUCCUUGCUGAGGGUCUGAUGUUUGUUUACAAAGGAUUGUUGUUACCAUACCCACCAGCUAGUCUCACGUUGGACGUUGGGCUACUACUUGUGUUCCUUGGCCUGGAGUCCCUCCGAAUAUUUUACGGUUGGAAGGGGAACUUAACAGAGCGUUCUCUGGCCAUGUCAGUGAGUGUGCUGGUCCUGGUGCCGUGCACAGUGCUGUCUGUGUACUACCUGAUGCUGCAGACAUUCGUCCUGCGCCUGGAGUUCAUCCUUAAUGCUGUGUUACUCUGCUUCUACAGUCUGGAGAUGCUGCUGGGAAUCAUGUCCAUAUCUGCUUUCUCCAGGUCAAAGGUGUACUAAGGAAGACGAAUGCUGUUCCCCAUCGUUUCAAGAGGAAUGGAAAAAAGGCUUUUCACCAUGAUUGUUAUGUGAACAUAUUUAAGUCCCACGUGUUGGGAGUUUUUCUAUUUUUCUAUUGUCUGUUAAUAGCCGAAUAUUUAUAUUUUUGUAACGAUGAAAUGUCUUCUAUUUUAUUUUUUACCUUUUUUUGUAUCAACUGUCAAUCUUGUAUGGUACUAGCAACACUAAUGGAAUUGUCUUAUGAGGUUAUUCCGUCUGCUGUGCCUGAUAAUGGAAUUGUCUUAUGAGGUUAUUCCAUCUGCUGUGCCUGAUAAUGGAAUUUAUUUGUACAUUUUUUGUUGUUGUUGAUGCAGAGCACUAUAUUUCAUUAUUAUUUACUUUAAUAAAUACAAUUCCUCAUUCGUUCAUUCACCAGAGGACUUUUUUCCUCAAGUAAUUUAUAUUCCUGAUUUGCUGAAUCCCAGCAGCAGCCUGUGGUUAAACCCAGAUCCUAAUUGCAUAGAACAGGGAUAUUGACCAAAUAUGUGUUGUUGAGCAGUCUGAAGAAACGUUGAUACAUUUUUGUCAGUCUCUCGA
Salvelinus namaycush (lake trout) is the source of this 1116-nucleotide messenger RNA. Its product is annotated as transmembrane protein 216-like. Gene Ontology annotation, biological process: non-motile cilium assembly. The transcript has 5 exons. Gene Ontology annotation, cellular component: ciliary transition zone. Bases 1 to 540 code for a protein of 179 amino acids. NCBI's taxonomy places the organism in Eukaryota, Metazoa, Chordata, Actinopteri, Salmoniformes, Salmonidae. The record is from RefSeq and is a predicted model, not a curated record.